AUGUGGAAAAACUUGAACAACCUGAAAGGAGUGAACGAAUCGAAAAAAGAAACGAUAAAGCUAGAGCUAAAUGGAAAAGUAACGGAGGAAGGAAAAACGGUGGCCAACGCGUUCAAUCACUAUUUCUGUAACAUAGGAAUUCAACUCGCUGCCACAAUCCCAAGAAAUGUCCACAGAAAUGAUCAUCGAUAUGUCGGAAACAGCAAUAGUAUUUAUCUUCGACCGGCAACAGAGCAAGAAGUUAUCCUUAGAAUAAGCAAACUCGACAACUCAAAAAGUCCGGGACCGGAUGAUAUUCCAGCUCAUUUUGUCAAAGCGAAUCAUACCAUUUUGGCACCCUUGAUCAGAGACGAAAAAAAGACUGAUUGCAGCAACUAUCGCCCGAUUUCUAUACUAUCGGUGUUCAGUAAGAUCUUGGAGCAGCUAAUAGCUGAUCGUGUCUCGCAAUUGCUGAAGCAUCACAAUAUCGAGUAUCGAGGAUCGAGUACUCUGACAGCAGCCUCUGAGCUAGUGGAUGCAAUCCACAAUGCCCUUGAUAACAGAAAAUUCAUGGGAGUUUUGUUCUUAGACUUGAAGAAGGCUUUUGAAACGAUCGACCAGACUAUUCUUCUCCGCAAACUAGAAUCUUGUGGAAUCAGAGAAUGUUCUCUCAGCUCUCGACAAAGUGCUAAUCUGUGUUCACCUUCUCCGUGCUACGCGACGGCAUCGGACCGUGAAAUUCUACACCGCUUCGAAGCGCAUUCCUUCGACAUCUUCCACUUCUUCCCACCAACACGAUCCAUCUCUCAACCUGAAUUACUUAUCGAAGAAAAGUACAAAACUCAGAACAAAAACAACAACAUCAACGGGAAGAUUCUCACCUAA
Messenger RNA from Uranotaenia lowii, 864 nucleotides. RefSeq lists its product as uncharacterized. Lineage: Eukaryota; Metazoa; Arthropoda; Insecta; Diptera; Culicidae. The transcript is spliced from 3 exons. The record is from RefSeq and is a predicted model, not a curated record. The coding region runs from base 1 to 864 and encodes 287 amino acids.